This is a messenger RNA of Blepharisma stoltei, 2488 nucleotides long. The record is from the annotation of a GenBank genome assembly. Lineage: Eukaryota; Ciliophora; Heterotrichea; Heterotrichida; Blepharismidae.
AUGCUAAAUAAAGAGAAAACUAACCAAGUUAGCCCAGCAAUAGAAAGAAAUAGUGCAGAAGAAACAGCCCAAAUGUUUCCUAAAAGUAUUGAAUAUAAUGAGAAUAAAGAAUAUAAUUCUGGCCUUAUUUCUAGACUAAGAGCUAUUAGAUCUCAAGCAGACGAAGAUACCAAAGUUGAUCUUGAGUAUCACUACAAGCAGUGCUUUAUUGCUUUAGCAAUUCAUUAUGCACAUAUAUUUUUAGGCCCUAUCUGCAUUCCUUUGCUGUGAUGGCUUUUUGGAAAACCACUGUGCACUAAUCUCGGAUAUGGGAAAAGCAAAUUUUACUGAAGAGAGUUCUCACUCUGGCUCUGGACUCUUUUAAUUAUCAUUUUUUGAUCUUUAAACUCUCAGGACUUUAGUCAAUGGCAAUGCUUGAUUUUUACAAGUCUUUGCACUCAGUUUUUGAGGACAACCUUAAUUUCUCUAAAAUAUGGGUAUUUUACUAUUGAUAGGUGGAAUUUGAUGAGCAUAGAGUUUAUUGACUCUGAAAAGCUUAAAUUUGAGUAUAUUAUUACAUGGAUCAAAAUUCCGACUGAAAUUAUUGACCAUGAGCUAAUGCAAGCGGUUUAUAGAUUAAAUAAGACUCCUAAUGAGAUUUGUGUAUUAUUUGAUGUGCCACUGCCUGAUAUGUGCAAAGAAGCAAUGCUCAAAUUUCAGAAUGAUUAUGGGAUUGAAAUCGUUCAUAAGAACUUAUGUCAGCAUAAAGGCAAUGAAUGCAUAUCGACCUUUCUUUUUGCUAGAGCUAUCAUUGACUAUGUCGUCCAAGUGUGCGACACAAAAUUAGAAGUUAAUAUUAUUCGGCUGCUUGCUGCAUUUUACUGUACUCUACCUUUUAUGGUGACUUCACCUGACGCCUAUUUCAUAACGACUAUUUUUUUUUGGCCUAUUUUUUUUAGCCUAUUUUGUUUUGGCCUAUUUUGUUUUGGCCUAUUUUGUUUUGGCCCUUCUUUGCUGGCCUAAUUUUUUUUGAGGUGAAAAAAAGUAGGCCAAAAAAAUAGGUGAAAAAAAGGCCAAAAAAAAUAUACUGAUUGCCCGAUGAUGGCGCUCAAUGCGCCAUCAUCGGGCAAUUUCUAUAGUCGUUAUGAAUUAGUCGUCGUGUGAAGACACGACCUUUUAUAGUCAGAUACGUGAUGUAUGGCUCGAUCCAAAAUACUGAUCCUUUGUUUAUCAUUUUUUCUAUAUAUAGCUCAGUUCUGAACUACUAUUUCGGCUCCUCUUUUAUGAUCUUUGUUUAUAUAGGAGUGUUUGACUUCAGAAGGAAAAAAAUGCUGAUGGACGAGUGCACUGCAUUAAUCAGCGACGUUGAAAAUAAAAAUACUUUCUCUUAUGAGCACAGCAUACCUCUACUGAAUAUGAAAGAUGUGAGAACAAUUGAGUCGUGAUAUAUUUUACCUACUACUUACUUAAUUAGGUGGUUAGAGUCCACUUUGUUAAAUCGGCUACCGAGGAUCUCUCAAGGUGAUUCAUCCGCUUUGCGGUAACGUCUACUUUCCAUCGUCCGUAGGGGGGUGCCUGGCUGUCACCUCCUCCUGUUGCAAUGCAGUAGUUCAAGUAUUGAGUUGGAAAGUUCCUGGGGCCUUGCUUCAGACCGCAGCGGCAAGGUUGCCUUCACAGAAAAUUCAAAAGAUAGAUUUUCUGGCCAACUGUCGGCAAAAAGGAAAACUUGUAGCCCAGGCCGUAACCCCUGGUUUCACAGUGGGAAUAUGCCCGAUGGGUCCAAAAGACCUUGCUAGGCAAUCUCUUUCCAAUUUCUAAGCCUCCUCCCUCAAGGUAAAACCCAAGUUGGAAAAUUGGUAAGGCUAGGCUCCUUACACCACAGAAAUUGCUUACCUAGCAUAGUUGCCUAUUUUCCACCUUUGUAAAACCUUGCCGAUAUGCUCGAAGAUUGCAUGGCCUCCGGCCAUGCUUUAGCUGAGACACCAUUUUUAAUUAUAAUUCAUGAUAUAUCAUGAGAAACGUUUUUUUGGAUUUCGGAAGAAAAUACACAUAUAGGCUGUUUCUAUACUGCGGUUUGGUGCUUCCUCUGUGCUUUGUGGCGCUAGGAUUUGUGGUAUUGCAGAUUCUCAACUUAGUGAGUGGCAUUUAUAGCAGCUCUUUGGUCGGAAUAUUUUUUUUGAUUAUUGUCUGUUUAAUUUUCAUCAUUUAUAUGAUCAUCACUGGUGUAGAGCUGAAUAGACUUUUUGCGGUGCAUAGAGAUUUGCUAUUGAAUAUUAUGGAAUUUCUAGUAAAAGAAGGAGCCUAUAAAAAUGAUGAAACACUGCAAUCUGCAUUAAAAAUCCUUGAGCUUGAAGUCAAAAAGCUUGAACAAGAUGAGCUGCUUAGACCGAUAAAAAUUAUGGGAAUGAGAACUGACUCAGUUUUCUUUGCGAAGAUGCUGGCUGUCUUUUUCAGUGGUUUAGUUGCAAUGGGACAGCUAUAUCUAAAAAAUUCCGGAAGUGUGGUAUAA